CAGGUACAUCCAUCCUAUCUAAUCACUUCUUCUAAAUAUUUCUUCGACUCUCUACCUCUCCUCAUAUCCACCUCAGACAACCUCUCAAACUUUCCCAAUGGGACAUUUGUGCGUUAUUUUUUACAUGUUCAAAUCAUCGAUCUCACUUUACUCAUUUUAUUCAGUGUACUAAAUUUCUUCGAUCCUAAUUUUAUAUCUCUUAAUAUAUCACACAUUCAUCCUAAUUUUGAACCUGAGCUUUAUCUUCUCCGAAUUUUACUUAUGAAAUUUCACUUGAUACGUUAUUAUUUUAUUACUACUUUAUUCCAACUCACCUUUUUUGACCUUAUUAUUCAUUUCCUUCAUCUGUCGGUCCAACCUCUCUCCCCCAAAUCAGAACCCCCUAACAAAGAGAAAACACAAAUCGAUCUCCAUUUCUACAUCUCUCAUAGCUCUAAUUUUGGAGCUUUAAUGGAGUCGUCUUCACCAUCAGCAGCUUCACGAGAACUGAAUGAGGUACAAGCAGAUCUUCCUUCAUCUGUAAGAUCCGUUUCGAGAACCGGAGCUCCGAAUAAUAUGGUUAUGGGGAAACAUCGUCUUGCUGCUGCAAUUUCUGCUCUCAAUCAGCAAAUCAACAUCAUUCAGGAAGAAUUGGAUCAGCUUGAUUCAUUUGGUGAAGCUUCACUCGUUUGCAGAGAAUUAGUUUCAAGUGUUGAGUUAAUACCUGAUGCUCUCCUUCCAGUGACUAGAGGGCCAAUAAAUGUUCAUUUAGAUAGAUGGUUUCAUGGAGGCAACGACUCAAGACGCAACAAACGCUGGAUAUGAAAAAGGAAUUUGUACCAAAAACUACGUAAAUCAAUUCGAAUACCCUCUUCUUUUUUGGUUUAUUUUGUAAAUUAAAUUUUUAAAUUUCUGUGUUAUCUUGACUGCUAUAUUAUUAGGUCUUUAAAUUCUAUGUAUAUCUGCUGUUGAAUAUUGCAGAUGAAAUAAUGUAGGUAAGUAUGUUUUGUAACUCAUACACUUCCCAAGUAUUAAUAACAAUGUGUUGUAAGUACAAAAAA
Solanum tuberosum (potato) is the source of this 1040-nucleotide messenger RNA. RefSeq lists its product as uncharacterized. Lineage: Eukaryota; Viridiplantae; Streptophyta; Magnoliopsida; Solanales; Solanaceae. Bases 262 to 804 code for a protein of 180 amino acids. The transcript is spliced from 4 exons. The record is from RefSeq and is a predicted model, not a curated record.